CCCGUCCUCUCCGCACUUUGAUUGGCUGCGCUGCGUUCUGUUUGUUGUGAGGAGACGGAGGCCGCCAUCUUGUUAGCACUGAUUAGUCAAUCUGUUACAGUUCCCGGUACCGACCGGGCAGCAAACACUAACGGAACGGGAACGGGAAUCCUGGAAGCGAUAGGAUUAUUGUACAUCGGACGAGUUGUGACAGCAGUGCUGGAUUAAACCUGCCCCGCACGGCGCUGUGUGUCCCGUUUUCACGGCUCUGGCGGAAGGAUGAACGGAGGAUAAAUGGUGCCCAAAGCGGACAGCGGCACUUUCCUCCUGCUCUUUCUACUCGUGCUCACCCUGACUGAGCCGCUGCGGCCAGGUUCACGAGUAGUUCUGGCAAGACUGCAAUCAGAACUGCGCUGUACGCCGGGGCAGUUUGCUUGUCACAGUGGCACCAUCCAGUGCAUUCCAUUGCAUUGGCAGUGCGAUGGAUGGCCGACGUGUGAGGAUGAGAGUGAUGAAAUAAACUGUCCAGGUCUUGUUGGAGACCAGCGGGCGUUUCAUGGAAAGGAUAAUGUAGACACACGACACAGCCGUGGCAAGAGUGGCGAAACCCCUCGCUUUCACACAGUUAACCUAGCCCAACCAGUUCGCUUCAGCAGUUUCCUAGGAAAAUGCCCAACAGGAUGGCAUCAUUACGAGGGAACAUCCAGCUGCUACAAGGUUUACUCUGCAGGGGAAAACUACUGGGAUGCCGUGCAGACCUGUCAGAAGGUAAAUGGUUCACUGGCUACGUUUACAACCGACCUGGAGCUGAAGUUCAUUCUUGCUCAGGAGUGGGACAUGGAGGAGAGGCCAUUUGGAAGGAAGGAUCAACGCAGAUUAUGGGUUGGAUACCAGUUUGUGAUCACUAGCAGAAAUCAUUCUGUGGAGGGGCACUGGGAGGUAGCGUAUAAAGGUUCUUCAGAGGUAUUUUUACCUCCAGUACCCAUCUUUGGAACUGCAAUGUCUGAAAAUGAGAAUAUUCUAUGUGCUCAACUACAGUGUUUCCAUUUGCCAUCUCUGCGGCACCAUGGCCUUCAUAGCUGGUAUGCUGAGAACUGCUAUGAAAAGUCCUCCUUCCUUUGCAAACGCAGUCAGACAUGUAUUGACAUCAAGGAUAACAUUGUGGAUGAGGGUUAUUACUUCACACCAAAGGGUGAUGACCCAUGCCUAAGCUGCACGUGUGGCAAUGGUGAACCAGAAAUGUGUGUAGCUGCCCUGUGCGAGCGACCACAAGGCUGUCAACAAUAUCGCAAAGAUCCCAAGGAGUGCUGUAAUUUCACAUGUCUUGAUCCAGAUGGAAACAGCCUGUUUGAUUCCAUGGCAAGUGGCAUGCGCCUGAUCGUGAGUUGCAUCUCCUCCUUUCUUAUACUCUCACUUCUGCUUUUCAUGGUGCAUCGUCUGAGACAGAGGCGCAGGGAACGCAUAGAGUCUCUAAUUGGAGCAAACCUUCAUCACUUCAACCUGGGCCGGAGGAUGCCAGGAUUUGACUAUGGACCUGAUGGAUUUGGCACUGGUCUCACACCUCUUCACCUGUCAGAUGAUGGUGAGGGUGGAGCCUUCCACUUUCAUGAGCCACCUCCUCCCUAUACAGCUUACAAGUACUCUGACAUCCAACAUCCAGAUGAUCCUCCUCCUCCCUAUGAAGCAUCAAUUAGCCCAGAUAUCAUUUUGUGCUCAACACCUGACCAAGUGACUCAUCAGUCUGCAGUUCUGGGACAGCUUUCCACUGCAAGCAGCAGUAAUGCCUCAUCGCCCCAAACCACUGAGGAACCACUGCCUCAGACAGUACCACUUGUUCAGCCUCCAGGUGAUGCAGAAGACUCUGAAGAUGGCAGCACCUCCCUGCUGGUUCCACCCAAUACCCUCCAGAGUGAAGCUUUCUCUAGUGAUGGUCAAAGGUGUCUGUCACCCAGCAGCUGUUCUCUCAACACUGUUGUGUAAAAAAACAAACAAAACAAAAACACAACACAACUAGACUUGACUGCUCCUAGGAGCAGCACGUAACCAGUGACCACUAUAAAGCUAACUGCCCUCCUGAAGGGAUGUGAAACACUGACCAUUUUCAGACAAGCGUCUAAAACUCACAUUCUUAGCCUAAACUAAUAUUUUUCUUUAUUGCCCUUUUGCUACCUAAGGUGUCUGCGCCAGUUGCAAAGCUCCUCUGGCAGCUCAGGUGGUUAACAGGCAAGUCUCGCCUUGUCUUGAAAUGAAAAUGAUUUAUAUCAUGUAAAUAAUACAUUUCGAGCUCUGCACUUUCUCCAUUCCCCCUUAAAGAGAGAUGAUAUGUGUGUGUGUGUGUGUGUGUGUGAGCGAGCUAGCUUUGUUCCUUGACCACUGAUGAAACCUUGCCAUCAACAAUGCUGCCAUUGGCUGAACCUCUAGGAGAUGUAAAGGCUAUGGGAAUAGCAAAGCUCCACUGAGUGAAGUCUGCUCAGAUGGCACAUCAUCCAGUAACUGUUCUCCUUACAUUUUGUGAAGAAGAAGAAGAAGAAGAAAAAAGCCAGCACUAUCAUCCUUGGCUGGUCUUGGGAGUAGCACAUAAAUAGUGACUGCUAUAAUGAUUACUGAACCUUUUUGAAGGGAAAUGAAACACUAACCACUUUCUGACAAGCUUCCAUAAAACACACACAUGCUUAGCCUAGACUAAUAUUUUUUUCUUUAUUACCCUUUCCUUACCCACGUUGUCUACACCAAGUUGCAAAGCUCUACUGGCAGCAAAGGUGUUUUAACAGACAUGUCUCACCUUGUCUUGAAAUAAAAGGAAGUGAUUUAUAUCAUGUAAAUACUACUUUUCAAGUGCUGCACUUUCUCCAUUCCCCCUUAGAGAGAGAGAAUGUGUGUGUGUGUGUGUGUAAGUGAGAGCGAGCUUUAGGGGAAAAAAAGUGUGUGUGGGGAGGGGGGGGGGGGGGCGCAAUGUCUCUCAUAUCUUUUUGUACAAUAUUUGGGACUGUAUUUUGCUUUUUUUAGUUUUCCUGAGGUAUGUAACAUGCAAUAAUCAAGCAAGACAUGUUGCAGUGGAACCCUCUACAAUACUGAAAAUUUAGCUCCAGCAGGAUUUAAUGAAGAAAACAAUCAUCAGGAAUAUCAUUAAUAUAGACUCUCUUGUGUGGACAUUAAAAGUUUGCUCUUAGUCUGCGCUGUUGAAUCUUUCACAGUUAAGGAGUAUUGUGUACUGCCCUUUUCUCCCCUUGCCUCCUUUCUUCCCUGGACAUUGUUUGACCAUUGUGAGACCAUUAUUAGUAUGUGUGCUGAGUAGGUGGAUUUUGAUCUAGAAUUUGUGAGUUGUAGAUAAUCUCUACUAUUGGGACCAGGAACUGUUAUUAUUUAAGCUCUUUCUUGAAGGUAGAGAAGACUCCAUAUUUUAUAUGUGCCCUCCAGCUCUGAAUAGACUUUAUGCACCUCAAUUUAGCAUCCCCAUGCAGGCCUUGCACAGGUGAAAACCAGCUGUGUCUGCGUACUAAAUACAAAAGCAGGGUGAUGGUUAACCCUCACUAUAUGGGAUGUUUGAGUGUGGCACUGCAGAUCAUAUAAGAAAUAAAAGGGAAAGUGGUUUAGAGGAAGCAUGUUAUAAGAUACUCUGGGCAAAGACUUACCAGCAAUAUAUAUGUUUGCAGAGUCUAUGUGCAUUUUUUCAUUUUCCAAUAGGCAUUCAUUUUAGAAAAUUUGCAGAAAAUCCAUGCAUAGGAUAAAAAUUAUAUUCCUAUGGCCAAUGUGUAAUUUGAUUUUGUAAAUAGACUAAUGUUUAGAGUUAAUUUUGAGUAGAUGUUUUUUUUUGCCUUGAAGUCUUAACAAAGUUUACAUACAGUAAAUUUUUAAAGUGAUAUCAUUGUCUUUUCUUUUUAGGAAAACUUGGUAUGUGUGUAUAAAUUUCUCUUCAGAAACCAUUGAACAGUUGGGUGGUUAAAAUGUAAAUGUUGGGGGAUUAUAGCUCCAUCUCAAAUUAAAUGCGAGUAAUAUGGUUUCACUGAUUGCUUAUCUGCUUCUGGUGUUGCCAUUUUAGUAAUAUAUGAUAACAUUCCAACUGCAAGUAACCUGAUCAGUGUAUACUUAUCAGGCUUUACCAUGAGCACACACAAACCUUUAACCCAUAAACUAUUAUAAAGAAAGCAAGCUUUGCAUAAGAUAAAUCUAAAAAAUAAAAAAAAACACAAAUCCUAUUUCUAUCUUCCUUACAUAUUAUUUUAUUUUAUGAUGUUUUUUUAUAACCUAUUCUUAUAUGGUCAUUGCUAGUGCAGAAUUCAUAUUGAUAUAGAAACUGUGCUGUGCUCUAAGUGGAUACACAGGAAAACGCAGUGUGUGAGAAUGGAGUUUUCAAGUAUUAAAAGCACAGUUAAAGAAAAUAUAAGGCAAUAGACACCGGGUGACCUGCACUCCCAGUUUUAGGAGAUGUACCUCUUUAUUGUAAAUGGAAAAAUUUAAAAUUGUGAUCUAAUAGAGAUAAGAAACAUCACCUCAGUAACUUCUAAAGUUAAUUAAUUUUGAUUUAUGCUAAAACUCUAGCUCUAUUAUUAUGGUCAUUCAAACUUUAUUUUUUAUAUCAAAUUCUGUUUGUAUUCUAAAGUUUUUAGAGUUGGAUGGAAAGAUUAUGAAAACCGUUUGAUCUACAGCUUUGUGCAGAUUUGGGUUUCUUUUGUUAUGGUGUACAGCAUUGUCCUUUAAAUAUUUCCUCUGAACCCCUCCAAAAGACCUUUUAUUUUAGGAUAUUUCAACUACUGUAUUCAUAUCUCUGAUAGUGAGGUAGAAGAUUAUUAACUUGGCUAUGUUAAUCGAAAGCUAUCUAAAAACCGUAACAUGAGGACAUGUUUGCAAAAAGUUUUAAGGCACUUUACUUCUUACAGGGAUUUUUAUUUUAACUGUCUGUAUCUGAAUGCUUGUUUCUAUACACUGCUGCAGGACAGUUAAAGUGAAAGCCUGGGAAAUAUUGUAUUGUGCCUACCUCCAUAAAUCUAGAGUUUUUAUCCAUCUGUAUUGACCUGCUGUCAUAUUCAAACAUUUGAGAGAGCUAAGUAUCCACUUUCAUUUAAAUACAGAGUCUUUGUUUUUUUCAGAUGUGUGGUUAAGAAAUAGGGAUAAGGAAAUUUCUUGUGAAUCUGUUUGUGUUUUUUGCCCCCUUCCCACCCCCCCCCCCCUCACACACACACACACACACACACAAACACACACUUAUAUUUUCUUCUUAAUAAUUUAUGAAAAUACCAAAAUAAUGACCCCAUUAAUUCAAAUGACAGAUUGGUGAGCAUCUGUAUUGUAUGUAUAUUUCCAUCAUGGAUCAAGAUUUCUUUUUUUUUUUCCCCAUUUCUUUAGCGGGCACAACUUGUGUAAUGGAAUACUCGCCUAUAUCUAGUUAAAAAAUGUUUUUAACAGUAAAUAUAAUCUAUGGCCUACUAAUUUAAGCCUGAAAUGGUUAUACACAAGUGCAUUAAAGCCAGCAUGUCAUUAUCCUUUAAAAA
Messenger RNA from Pelobates fuscus (common spadefoot toad), 5468 nucleotides. RefSeq names its product DiGeorge syndrome critical region gene 2 (gene DGCR2). NCBI's taxonomy places the organism in Eukaryota, Metazoa, Chordata, Amphibia, Anura, Pelobatidae. Bases 274 to 1959 code for a protein of 561 amino acids. The transcript has 11 exons. The record is from RefSeq and is a predicted model, not a curated record. Gene Ontology annotation, cellular component: membrane. Gene Ontology annotation, molecular function: protein binding.